AUGUGGAAGUCUGUAGUGGGGCAUGAUGUAUCUGUUUCCGUGGAGACCCAGGGUGAUGACUGGGACACAGACCCUGACUUUGUGAAUGACAUCUCCGAGAAGGAGCAGCGGUGGGGAGCCAAGACCAUUGAGGGCUCUGGACGCACGGAGCACAUCAACAUCCACCAGCUGAGAAGCAAAGUGUCCGAGGAGCAUGACAUUCUCAAGAAGAAAGAGUUGGAGUCAGGUCCUAAAGCAUCCCAUGGCUAUGGAGGUCGGUUUGGAGUGGAAAGAGACCGGAUGGACAAGAGUGCUGUGGGCCACGAGUAUGUUGCCGAUGUAGAGAAACACUCUUCACAGACUGAUGCUGCCAGAGGCUUUGGGGGCAAAUAUGGAGUUGAGAGGGACCGGGCAGACAAGUCAGCAGUGGGCUUUGAUUACAAGGGAGAAGUGGAAAAGCACGCAUCUCAGAAGGAUUACUCUCAUGGCUUUGGUGGCCGCUAUGGGGUAGAGAAGGAUAAACGGGACAAAGCAGCUCUAGGAUAUGACUACAAAGGGGAGACGGAGAAGCACGAGUCUCAGCGAGACUAUGCCAAGGGCUUUGGUGGCCAGUAUGGAAUCCAGAAGGACCGAGUGGAUAAGAGUGCCGUUGGCUUCAAUGAAAUGGAGGCCCCAACCACAGCGUAUAAGAAGACCACACCCAUAGAAGCAGCUUCCAGUGGUGCCCGUGGGCUGAAGGCAAAAUUUGAGUCCAUGGCUGAGGAGAAGAGGAAGCGAGAAGAAGAAGAGAAGGCACAGCAGAUGGCCAGGCAGCAACAGGAACGAAAGGCCGUGGUGAAGAUGAGCCGAGAAGCUCAGCAGCCUUCAGAGCCUGUGGAAAAGCCAGCAGUGCCAGCCCCAUUGCCCAAGAAGAUCUCCUCAGAGGUCUGGCCUCCAGCAGAGAAUCACCCACCACCAGAACCUGAGCCUGUGAGAAGCAGAGAAGAGCAUCCUGUGCCUUCCCUACCCAUGAUGCAGACUCAACCACAGAAUUCCCUGGAGGACAAUGAGGAGCCCCCAGCUCUGCCCCCUAGGACCCCGGAAGGCCUCCAGGUGGUGGAAGAGCCAGUGUAUGAAGCAGAGCCGGAGCAUGAGCCUGAGAAUGACUAUGAAGACGUGAUGGACCUAGGUCGGCAGGAGGAGGAAGCAGAGGGAGACUAUGAAGAUGUGCUGGAGCCUGAGGGCACUACUUCUCUGUCCUACCAGGCUGGAUCGUCAGCCAGGGCUGGUGGUCCAGGCACCUCAGCUGUAGCUCUGUAUGAUUACCAAGGAGAGGUAAGCGAUGAGCUUUCCUUUGAUCCAGAUGACAUCAUCACUGACAUUGAGAUGGUGGAUGAAGGCUGGUGGCGGGGCCGUUGCCAUGGCCACUUUGGACUCUUUCCUGCAAACUAUGUCAAGCUCCUCUAG
Messenger RNA from Cricetulus griseus (Chinese hamster), 1425 nucleotides. NCBI's taxonomy places the organism in Eukaryota, Metazoa, Chordata, Mammalia, Rodentia, Cricetidae. The record is from RefSeq and is a predicted model, not a curated record.